Messenger RNA from Penicillium antarcticum, 207 nucleotides. RefSeq lists its product as uncharacterized. NCBI's taxonomy places the organism in Eukaryota, Fungi, Ascomycota, Eurotiomycetes, Eurotiales, Aspergillaceae. The record is from RefSeq and is a predicted model, not a curated record. The transcript has a single exon. The coding region runs from base 1 to 207 and encodes 68 amino acids.
AUGUCCCUGGUACAGGCCUCGCUUGGAGAUGACUUUCCCGGUGAUUCCGCCAAUUCUUGGAUGCAUUUGGUCUGCAAUCUGUCUCAAUAUCUUGGGUUGCAGGGGACGCCGAAAGAUGACGGCGAAGAUCGCGAAGGCCGUGACAUGCGGGACUUCGGCAACUUCGGCCCCAUGCAGAACAACAUGGUUGAACGACCUAAAAUAUGA